Phytophthora nicotianae INRA-310 is the source of this 631-nucleotide messenger RNA. RefSeq lists its product as hypothetical. The record is from RefSeq and is a predicted model, not a curated record. The transcript has a single exon. NCBI's taxonomy places the organism in Eukaryota, Oomycota, Peronosporomycetes, Peronosporales, Peronosporaceae. Bases 1 to 438 code for a protein of 145 amino acids.
AUGCCUCAAGCCAUUUUCGUUGGCUGGUGGAAUGUCCCAGUAAAUAAGGUCGUCGCGUUUUACGAGACAACGGAUUGCACCUACAAGCAUGGCCAUUUUACCUUCAAUACGGGAUCUACUCGAAGCCGAGUAACUGGGAUGCACUACUUUGAGGAUGGGCCGAAGCGAAUUCGAUCCCUGAUGUUGGGACGCAACGAAGACGCCUUACUGCAAGAGGCGAUGAAAGCCACUACGGUCUCCCGCUCCUGCAAGCUGCACGAUUGGUAUGACAGCGCAUCUUUGGAUGCAAACAUGACUCUGGCUAACUCGACGUCGGUCUUCGAAUGGGCUGGUGGCGCUGGUGGGCUUUCAGCAAACUGGACCGAUGUUCUUCCUGAUAUAUCUUCCCAAUCGAGUGAUUCUCUUGGGGCUGGUGACAACGCAGGAGCCAACCCGUAGAACUGGUAGACUAUGGUGGAGACAAACGUUUAAAACAGAGUCAAAGUUUUAGUUUUAGAUACUACUGCUUUCGUAGUAUUAGCUGCAUUAUAAACAUUUCAGGUAUCCCACAGCUCAAAGUAUAUUCGUUAUUCUUCGCUUCGGUUGGAGUAGUCAAUCGUGUUAAGCUUAUCAAUAAUGUACGUUAACUAGC